ACACACACACAUAGAGGGAAGGGAAGGGAGACGGAGAGAGAGGCAGAAGAGAAGAGGUUCUUCAGCUGCCCACAGCAGCAACAGCAGCACGGUCUUGGGUCUUUUCCUUGUUCUUCGCGGUUAAUUUAAUUUAUGCUCCAGGAGCCAAAAAAGCACAGCCCCUCCCGGCCUUCUUAAGCGAGCCUGGCUCACAACAACACAGGAGCAAACUCAGGCCCCAGACUGCUCCUGCUCACAGGGCAGCACCAAGCGCUGAGCGGAGGGGGAGCGAGCGUGACACGAGGACGCUUGGAGAGGAGCGUCUGUGACCUGAGCAGAGAGGAGGAAGAAGAUCCGUUUUCAUUCCACCUUGCUUUUCUCUCCCUCGCCCGUCACAGGCAAGCCACAAGAAGACUGAAGAGGGCCGCAGGAGAGGAAGUAGAAAAAGCCAGGCCUUGUUUUCCAGCAAACAACUGCUAAGACAGAGGGGACUUCUUUGAACUUUGAUCUUGUUUAAAGAGAGAGGGAGACUGUGGAGAAUGAUUUCUGCCCUGCUCUGGCCUUGAUAAACUCGUGCUCUUUGUUAUUUAACAAAAAAACACCCUUAAAAGGAAGAAGUAACACUUUGCCUUGGAUACAGUGUAUUUACAGCCCUGAAGCACAUUUGUCUUCCCUUGUUUUGAUCAAGAGAGGUGACCUGAAAGAUAACACAGAAGAGCACCAAGCUACCCUGGGGAGAUUUAGGAUCCAGCACGCGACAACUUUUUUUUUUUAAACCGCACACAGCUGCUAAGUCUUUUUCAAAACCUUGGCUUUUGGCUUCUUUCUUUGCAGGGGAAGGGGGCGGCAGACUGAACUUCAGAAGACCUCAGCUACAUUACUUUUCCCUCAGUCCAAGAGCACUGUUUUGUUUUGUUUUGCACAUACAGGCGACUAUGCCCAUAUUUUUGUGUUACGAUCUGGCUCCGUGAGGGAAAAGGAAAACAUAUUUUUGGUGUAUAUAUUUUGGAAUAUAUCUUUUUGGUGCCUGUGGAGGGGGGGGGGAUUCUGCUCCCUAAAACAAGUAUAAAGUUUUUGUCUUUAUCCUGCCCAACCUUUUUAAAAUGUAUGCUUAUUCCCCAUUCGAUCUGGGAAGCAGGAAAUAGUAAAGUGAGACUGGGGGUGCUGUCAGAUUGGAAGAUAACUGCUUUCUCCCCUCUGAGAACUGGUUAGACUGGUUUGGCAGAGACUGUGCUCUUCUGCAGUUUUUUUUUUUGCCUGCCCUGGGGACGUUGAACUCUUGUUUCUGUCUCCCUGCUGAAGGUGAGAGGCUUUCGGUGUCCGACAACAGAACUAAGCCGUUUUUUGUUGUUGGUUUUUUUCUUGAGGGGAGUGUGGGGGUCUUCUCCUCCCCCCCCACAGGUUGGGCUGUGUGGUGAAUUAAAUCUCGUUUGUGCCAGCGUGCGCGGCUCUGUGUAAUUUAUUGUUUCCUGUGAAAAAGGCCAGGCCAAGCCCUGUCCUUCGCACUGUGAACCUGUUGUUCUGGAGCUUGAAAGAGGAAAAAAAAAAGAGUCGAGGGGCAGUCAUCAAAACGGAGAGGAGAACACAAGAGACUGGGGGGGGGGGGGGGGGAGGCCCACACCGCCCCAAAACUGUGCAGCCAAACAGAAAAAGUAAGUCGACAUGACAAGAGCCGCCUUCCCAGGAUUUCUGUUUUAAAGGGAACCCUUUACUCCCUGAAACAAAAGAGGCCAGGAACGGGAAUGUUUGUUUUGCCAUCCGAGAAGAAGUUCUAGCGUCUGCCUCUCUUUCGAAAAAGGCUCCUCUGUGGCCAAAGGAAAAGGCAGAUUCCCAGAAGAUCAAAGGGAUCCGUUUAGUCGGGUGAUCUGACAAAUAACGCGCUGGUGUAAGACUCCAGAGGAGAGCAGAAGGAAUAACGCCAAUCAGUAUGGAUUAUUAAAAGGAGCAGUUAGAGCAACAACCAAAAAAAGAGAGAGAAAAGACCCACAGAACUUCCUGAUAGUAACAGCACCGGAGGAACCCAGUCUAAGGUACCUGAGCUCCCUAAAGGUGGGUGUUUCUCUUUUAGGGCAAGAGAGAAGCUUUUGCUCCCACCUCCCUCUGUAGUUGCCCCUCGCCUGCCGGGCUGUCGGUGGGGGUGCAGGUUUGGGCUGUGCGGACCAGCGAUGGCCAUGGUGAGCGGGGGCUGGGGUGACCCAAACGGGGACACCAACGGGCUGGGGGAGAAGGGGGGGUACCUGCGGGACGAGGAGGACGGCUCCCCGCAGGCGGGAGGCAGCGACGCCGAGGCGGGGGAGGAGGACAAGGCCUGCGUGGUGGACUGCGUGGUCUGCGGCGACAAGUCCAGCGGCAAGCACUACGGCGUCUUCACCUGCGAGGGCUGCAAGAGCUUCUUCAAGCGGAGCAUCCGCCGCAACCUCAGCUACACCUGCAGGUCGAACCGGGACUGUCAGAUCGAUCAGCACCACCGCAACCAGUGCCAGUACUGCCGCCUCAAGAAGUGCUUCCGUGUGGGAAUGCGCAAAGAAGGUAAAGGUCGAGGGAACAUCCAGGGGCUCCUUCCAGACAGCAAGACAGCUGUGCAGCGGGGCCGGAUCCCCCCGUCCCACUCGGGGAUCAGCCCCACGUCCACGCCCGGCGCCGGGGGGGGCGGCGGCGGCGGCGGCGGGGGGGUGGACUUCUUCAACGGGCAGCCCGUGUCCGAGCUCAUCUCCCAGCUGCUGCGGGCCGAGCCGUACCCCAGCAGCCGGUACGGCGCCCAGUUCGGCCAGCAGCCGCAGCAGGGCGCCAGCGUCAUGGGCAUCGACAACAUCUGCGAGCUGGCCGCCCGCCUGCUCUUCAGCACCAUCGAGUGGGCCCGCAACAUCCCCUACUUCCCCGAGCUGCCCGUGUCCGAGCAGGUGGCGCUGUUGCGGCUCAGCUGGAGCGAGCUCUUCAUCCUCAACGCCGCGCAGUCCGCCCUGCCCCUGCACAUGGCCCCCCUGCUGGCGGCCGCCGGCUUCCACGCCGCGCCCAUGUCGGCCGAGAGGGUGGUCUCCUUCAUGGACCAGGUGCGCGUCUUCCAGGACCAGGUGGACAAGCUGACCCGCCUGCAGGUGGACUCGGCCGAAUACAGCUGCCUCAAAGCCAUCGCCCUCUUCUCGCCAGACGCCUGCGGCCUGACGGACCCGGCCCACGUGGAGAGCCUGCAGGAGAAGGCCCAGGUGGCCCUGACCGAGUACGAGCGCGCCCAGUACCCGGGCCAGCCCCAGCGCUUCGGCCGCCUGCUGCUCCGGCUGCCCGCCCUCAGGGCCGUGCCCGCCUCGCUCAUCUCCCAGCUCUUCUUCAUGCGGCUGGUGGGCAAGACGCCCAUCGAGACUCUGAUCCGCGACAUGCAGCUCUCUGGCAGCUCCAUCAGUUGGCCCUACGUCCCCGGGCAGUAGCGAUGGCACGGCUGUGCUCUCUGGCCCGAGCCUCUUCUUCCACUGCACACCAGCUUGAUCUUUAUUGUUUGAGUUUUGGAGGCCUCAUCAGUCAAGGUAACAACACAAGAGCUAUAGAAUACUGUACAUCAGAGAGCUCUACUCCCUGCAGAUCUGGAUCUGAAGGCUCUUCGGCAGGUUUGCAAUGAGCAUGUUUGUACUCAUCCCUAGAGCCACCAGGAGAACUGCAACACCAAAGGAAAGGGAACCUCGCGAGAGCACGUCUCUAAGAGCAAGUCAAAUAGGAGACGGGCAUAAAGCUUUGCAUUGUCAUUGAACUGGAAGACAAAUGGAGUGAGGAAACUAGGGAAAAAAAGGCGACACUAAAAUUCUCUGUUGGAUUUCCUGUGGAGAAUGAGGAAUAAAGAGUUUAACUGUUAGAGAUAUAGAAAUUCAAGUCAUCUGUUAGAUCACACCAUGUAAACCUGGAAUAAUGUUGCCUUUAUUCCAGGGAAAUCUUCCCAUUUGCCUUCAUUCCAAAAGCCUAAUAACGACCUGUAUUCAUUUAUGACUGCAGAGUAAGGGAUUUAGAACUGUGUUUGGAUUUGUGUUAAAACAUCGGUGGCAGGAGACCAUCUGACAGGAGUAAAAAGAAGAGAAGGUUCUGUGUUUGAAACAAUGCUCACAUCUGCUUUAAGAUACAAAAGCCAUCCAUUCUAUCGCAGGAAAUUAGCAAAAGAAUUAGACAGGUUCUAAAAGUCACUCGGGUUGAGAACUGCACUAAGUCAAAGAACUGGACUGCAAUAACAGCCAACUCUCCGUUUUCAAUCCGAGUACGAAUGGUGAAUGUCAUGGCUUUGCCAAAAGAACAAGAUGGAAAGUUAAUCAACAAUCACUGUUGCUUUGCAUAGUGAAAACAUGUAGCCUGAUAGCCUUGUGCAAACAUCGUUCUAAUGCAGUGUGCAAACCAUUGGGAAUAUACUGCAUGCUUUUAUCUGGACAGAUCUUUGCCUAAAGGAAGUUUUUCACAUGCACAGCUUGAGUGUGGUCUCGGGGAAAAAAACAGAAAAAAAGUGGCUUUCACUGCCUUCGAAUGGGACAGCAAUAAAAUACAGAAAGCGUUUCUAGUGACCCUUGCCUCACUCAGAUUGUGCAUACACCAAUCUAUUUUCCCCUGAUCUUUUUCUUUGAAAAAAGGCCAAUAAACACUUCUGACUCCCCUUUAAGAUAUGCUGUAAUCAGUUUUUCAAGUCGUAGAAAAAAAACUUUAAAAAAAAAGAUGUCUUCAACAUGCAAUAGGCCCUGAACAGUCACUACACUGACAGCACAGCCCAAACUUGGAGCUCUACAUAGAACUUAGUUAUGUAUCAUCUCACUACCCUGCACUGCGAUUGCAUCUUGACACAGCCCGAUGAGCUGAGAGGCUGACCGUCAUGGACAGACAUUUAGGGUUUAAUGACCAACAUCUCUCUGAAAGUAUAGUUUAAUUAAAGGCAUAUUGUCAAAGCUGCUGACAAAUAAUUUAAUGUACUUGUCUUUUUUGCCUGUACAUGUAAAAAAGCUCAGAAUUACAUUUUUAGCCCUGUGAGCACGGACGAUGGGCUAGAAAUCUCACAUCCUACAACUGACCAGAACUUACCUCAUACCUGCGCCUUCACGCACUGGAAUCUUCUAAUCUUCACUGAAACGCAACGUUUCAGCACGUCAAAAUGAUUUUUCUUCUAAUUAGCUUCAAGACUCCCGUGAGUAUGACUGCGUAUUAAUCACCAAAUCACAAUGUGAAGACGCGCGUUGACUUCUAUGAUUGUGUUAAAAAUCUAUAUAUAAAUAUAUAUUUUUUGCCUCAGUUUAUGAUUGUUUUUCCUGGCUUUUCUAGUUUUUACGGUGAAAAUUCUUGUCAGGGCUCAUGCCAACUUGCGUAUCCUGCUGAUCCUGCUUCACUUACGAAGUCGCAGCUGUACUCGGAGACAAACCUGGA
Lepisosteus oculatus (spotted gar) is the source of this 5358-nucleotide messenger RNA. RefSeq names its product nuclear receptor subfamily 2, group F, member 6b (gene nr2f6b). Gene Ontology annotation, biological process: anatomical structure development; negative regulation of transcription by RNA polymerase II; cell differentiation. Lineage: Eukaryota; Metazoa; Chordata; Actinopteri; Semionotiformes; Lepisosteidae. Gene Ontology annotation, molecular function: nuclear receptor activity; RNA polymerase II cis-regulatory region sequence-specific DNA binding; zinc ion binding. The record is from RefSeq and is a predicted model, not a curated record.